AUGAUCAUUUUAAUUCUACUCGUUACUGUAUUUGUUUUUCUCCUUUUCAACCUAUUUCGAAGAAGUCGACGUCUUCCACCUGGACCCACACCGCUUCCAUUGAUUGGGAAUAUUCAUCAACUCGUAUAUCAAUCAUGGAGAGGAAAAGGAAUCGUUGCUGCAUUGGAUUACUUCAGAAAGAAAUAUGGAAACGCGUACACUAUCUGGUUGGGUCCAAUGCCUACCGUCAACAUCACUGAUUAUGAGAUGUCUCACGAGGUGUUCAUUAAACAUGGAAAGAAGUGUUACGAUAAACAAUUGGCACCAAUAUUGGAACAUAUUUCAGGCGGACGUGGACUCUUGUUUGCAAAUGGAGAAAAUUGGGCAGAAAUGCGAAGAUUCACGCUAUUGACUUUCCGUAGAAUGGGAGUUGGAAGUGGUCUGAUGGAAAAAAGAAUCAUGGAUGAACUCAAUGGAAGAUGUUCCGAGCUCGAUUCAGAAAUUUUGAAAAAAGGGAAAGCAAUAGUGUCCGCAGAAUUUAUCAAUUUAACAGUGGGAAGUGUCAUAAACAGUUUUCUAAUUGGGAAGAGAUUUGACGAAGACACAAAACAUGAGUUUUUGAAACUCAAGCAACUAUUUGACGCUUCUGGGGAAACUUUCAACGUAUUCGAUCUGAAUGUUCCAGUAUGGUUUUUGAAAUGGUUCUUCCCAAAAAGAUUCAGAAUGACUUGGGAUUCAAGUGAGAAUAUCAUUAACCACGUCUCCAAAGAAGCCGUCGAGAGAUUGAGAAAACUGAAUUCUGGAGAAUACGAAAUUGAUUCAGAGGAACCGAACGAUUACGUUGAUUGUUAUUUGGCGAAAAUGAAAGAGGAAAUGGCUAAAGGAGCAGAUGGACACCCAGCGUAUACUAUGGAAUCACUGAAACUCGUACUCCAUGAUCUGUGGCUUGCUGGACAGGGAACAACAGCUUCCACUCUCUACGUCGGUUUGACGAAACUAGUCAACCAUCCAAAUAUUCUCCUUAAUAUCCGCAAAGAACUGCAAGAAGUGACUCAAAAAUCUCGAGAUUUGACGCUUCAAGACCGACCGAAUACACCGUAUUUAAACGCAGUUAUUGCUGAAAUUCAACGACAUUCUUCGAUUCUCAACAUGAACUUUUGGAGGAUUAAUCACGAGACUAUCAAAUUCCAAGGAUAUGAAUUAGAGCCGGGAUGUAUGUUGACUGCUCAACUCGGAGCACUUCAUGUCAAUGAUGAGAUCUACGAAGAUACGGAAAAAUUCGAUCCAGAGAGGUUCCUGAAAGAUGAGAAGAGUAUUCAACAGUUGAUUCCAUUCGGCAUUGGAAAGAGAUCGUGUAUUGGAGAACAGAUUGCAAAGUCGGAGUUGUACUUGGUUUUUGGAAACAUUCUUCUCCGAUAUGAUGCUAAAGCUCACGGAGCAACUCCAACAAAUGGAGAUAUCUUUCCGUAUAGUGCUGCCAAAUUUCCAGACGCUUCAGGAAAAUUUGAAUUCUUUAAACUGUGA
Messenger RNA from Caenorhabditis remanei, 1503 nucleotides. RefSeq lists its product as uncharacterized. The record is from RefSeq and is a predicted model, not a curated record. Lineage: Eukaryota; Metazoa; Nematoda; Chromadorea; Rhabditida; Rhabditidae. Gene Ontology annotation, molecular function: oxidoreductase activity, acting on paired donors, with incorporation or reduction of molecular oxygen, reduced flavin or flavoprotein as one donor, and incorporation of one atom of oxygen; iron ion binding; heme binding. The coding region runs from base 1 to 1503 and encodes 500 amino acids. The transcript has 6 exons. Gene Ontology annotation, biological process: xenobiotic metabolic process. Gene Ontology annotation, cellular component: intracellular membrane-bounded organelle; cytoplasm.